UUCGUCGGUUCCGUUGGUGACCUCGCGAACUUUUCUCCGUUUUUUUUCAGUUGACUAUUUUCCCUUCUCAAGGUUGCCUCUGAUCGUUGUCGCUUUCCAAAUUCUAUUCUCAAUAUUCGCAUUUAAAAAAAAUUAUUUCAAAUUAAAUCCGUUUUAUAAAUUAAUAAGUUUACAAACUGAUUAGUAUCUGUCUAAAUGGCGACCAAGGCAAAGAAGCGUGCUGCAGAUAAGGACGUCUCACUCACAGAAGAUCAGGUCGUGCAUGACCUUGAUGCAUCUACCGUGCUUGACGUGGACGACGAUGAAACAUUUUUUCAGGAUAUCGAUCUCCUCCAAAAUCAUGGAAUUAAUGUGGCUGACAUUAAGAAGCUCAAGUCAGUUGGGAUUUGCACUAUCAAAGGCGUAAUCAUGUGUACCAAAAAGAAAUUGUGCAAUGUCAAGGGCCUGUCCGAAGUGAAGGUGGACAAAAUAAAGGAGGCUUGUCAAAAGUUGGACAGCAGUGGUUUCCUUACAGCUUUGCAAUUUGCGGAUAAAAGGAAGCAAGUUUUCAGGAUCACAACAGGGUCCCACGAGUUUGAUAAACUGCUUGGGGGUGGACUUGAGUCGAUGGCAAUUACUGAGGCAUUUGGAGAGUUUCGAACGGGAAAAACACAAUUGUCUCACACAUUAUGUGUAACAACACAAAUUCCUGGCCAGAAUGGUUAUUCUGGAGGAAAAGUAAUUUUCAUUGAUACGGAAAAUACAUUUCGACCUGAUCGACUCAAGGACAUUGCAGAUCGGUUCAGCUUAAAUCAAAGCGCUGUUCUGGACAAUGUUUUGUAUGCUCGAGCAUACACUUCUGAGCAUCAAUAUGAGUUGUUGGAUCUUGUUGCUGCGAAAUGCCAUGAAGAAUCAGGUGUAUAUAAACUGCUGAUAGUUGAUUCUGUGAUGGCUUUGUUCCGUGUGGACUUUAGCGGGCGCGGUGAGUUAUCUGAGAGGCAGCAAAAAUUAGCACAAAUGCUGUCUCGAUUGCAGAAAAUGUCAGAGGAGUACAACAUGGCUGUGUUUGUUACUAAUCAAAUGACAUCAGAUCCAGGAGCGACAAUGAGCUUUCAGGCGGAUCCAAAAAAACCAAUUGGUGGUAACAUUAUGGCACAUGCAUCUACUACACGGAUUUCUCUAAGAAAAGGCAGAGGAGAACUGCGAAUUGCAAAGAUUUACGACAGCCCGGAUUUGCCAGAGUCUGAAGCCACUUUUGCCAUUUCCAAUGGAGGAAUUUGCGAUGCUAAAGAAUAAUUCAUCUUUCAUCUUGGUGCAUUUACUAUAAAACCUUUUUGAUGUUUUUUUGUCCAAUAUUUUUGCACAACUUUUGUAUAAAUUUUUGUUACGUUGUUUUUUUCUUUGUCGGAAA
This is a messenger RNA of Folsomia candida, 1390 nucleotides long. RefSeq names its product meiotic recombination protein DMC1/LIM15 homolog. The record is from RefSeq and is a predicted model, not a curated record. Gene Ontology annotation, cellular component: nucleus; condensed nuclear chromosome. Bases 196 to 1275 code for a protein of 359 amino acids. Gene Ontology annotation, biological process: mitotic recombination; chromosome organization involved in meiotic cell cycle; DNA strand invasion. Lineage: Eukaryota; Metazoa; Arthropoda; Collembola; Entomobryomorpha; Isotomidae. The transcript has 9 exons. Gene Ontology annotation, molecular function: ATP binding; single-stranded DNA binding; double-stranded DNA binding.